AUCCGCGGAAUGGAGAGUAAACGGGUUCUCCAGGGAGAGGAGGGGAAAUGUCGGUUUAAUUUCUCCAGCCCCUUCAGUGCAUGCCCAGCGGUCACUGUCUGGGUUCGCUGUGCACAGCUUUCUUCCGUUUCGAGGUCUGGAGCAGCAUGUCGGGGCGGGGCCCACCUCGGCUGAGCCACCCGCUGCUGGCAUUUUCUGCGGAGAUUUUACGUUCCGCCUGAACUUGGCCGGAAGGCUGGAGGCUCCUGCCGGUGAAUGUGCUGGACCGAGAUGGAAAGAGGGAAUGGAACUUGGAAGGAACGACGGCUGGCGUGCUGCAGUCCAUAGGGUCGCAGAGUCAGACACGACUGAGCGACUGAAUUGAACUGAUAGAGGGAAGGAAGGGGCUCCCAGCCCGCGCUUCCCUUCAGCGAAGCCUCGAGUCGGCCCCCGCCCCGCCUCAACCUGCGGGCCGGAGGAUGCUGCGAGUGUCAGCGCCUCCUCGCCGGUGCAGCGCCGGUCGGGCUGAGGGAGACGUGGCGACACCCGGAAUCUGUACGCAGCGAGGGUGGUUGAGAGGCGGAGACAAGGCGGCGGAAAGUGCUGGAGGGAACCCAGCCAUCUGCAGUGCCCGCGGGCUGCGCCGGCCGGAGGGUGUGUUUCGUGCCGUGUUUCGCCCUGGUCAUUCAUCUGUCACGGCCAGCCAGCCAAGCCCAGGAUCCCAAACUGUCCAAGGUUGCAUCAUUUUUCUGGAAGGCAUCCCAUUAUUGUUCCAUUGACCUUUCUCUCAUUCCCGAGCCCUCUGGAGUUAUGUCAACAGCUGCCUUACUUACUUUGGUAAGAAGUGGUGGGAACCAGGUGAGAAGGAGAGUGCUGCUCAGAGCCCGCAGUCUGCAGGAUGACAGGUGGGUGACGCCCACGUGCCACAGCUCCACUUCAGAGCCGAGAUGGUCUCGCUUUGAUCCUGAUGGUAGUGGCCGACCAGCUACCUGGGAUAAUUUUGGCAUCUGGGAUAACCGCCUGGAGGAGCCAAUUCUGUUGCCACCCAGCAUUAAGUAUGGCAAGCCAAUUCCCAAAGUCAGCUUGCAGAACGUGGGCAGCGCAUCACAGAUUGGCAAACGGAAAGAGAAUGAAGACCGGUUUGGCUUUGCUCAGCUGACCAAUGAGGUCCUAUACUUUGCGGUGUAUGAUGGCCACGGUGGACCUGCAGCGGCCGAUUUCUGUCAUACCCACAUGGAGAAAUGCAUCCUGGAUUUGCUUCCUAAGGAGGAGAACUUGGAAACUGUGUUGACCUUGGCUUUUCUUGAAAUAGAUAAAACCUUUGCAAGGCACGCCCACCUAUCUGCUGAUGCAACGCUUCUGACCUCUGGGACUACUGCAACAGUAGCCCUAUUGAGAGAUGGUAUUGAACUGGUUAUAGCUAGUGUUGGGGACAGCCGAGCUAUUUUGUGUAGAAAAGGAAAACCCAUGAAGCUGACCAUCGACCACACUCCAGAAAGAAAAGACGAGAAAGAAAGGAUUAAGAAAUGUGGGGGGUUUGUAGCUUGGAAUAGUUUGGGACAGCCUCACGUGAACGGCAGACUUGCAAUGACAAGGAGUCUCGGAGAUUUGGAUCUUAAAACCAGUGGUGUGAUAGCAGAACCUGAAACAAAGAGGAUUAAGCUACAUCAUGCUGAUGACAGCUUCCUGGUCCUCACUACAGAUGGAAUUAACUUCAUGGUGAACAGUCAAGAGAUUUGUGACUUUGUCAAUCAGUGCCACGAUCCCAAUGAAGCAGCCCAUGCAGUGACUGAACAGGCAAUACAAUAUGGUACUGAAGAUAACACGACUGCGGUAGUAGUGCCUUUUGGUGCCUGGGGAAAAUACAAGAACUCUGAAAUCACCUUCUCGUUCAGCAGAAGCUUUGCCUCUAGUGGACGAUGGGCCUGAUUGCUUGCUGGGACUUGGAGUUUCUGUGCAACAGUUUUUCACUGAGUGUAUCAAGAAACUGAUUAGAUUUAAAAAGUGAACUGUAAGUGGUGACCCUAGAACUCACUAGACCAGUACAUAAAUCAACAUAAACUUAGUAACCAUCUACAUAGUAGUUUUUCAUAAGUACCUGUGAUAUUUAUGUUCAGCUAACUGUAUAUACUCAGAAUAAAUAUGUGGAAUUCAGAUACUGUGAGUGAGCCUCUGCGUUAAGUGAGCAAAUGAAACAUGGUUUUGAUACACUUGCUGAGUGUCUAAUUUCUAAUUUUUAAAACUUUUAGGCAGCUGUGAGCUUCUUUUGGUCAUUUCUAACCUUUAUUCAUUUGACCAGGUUCUUGCCUUCAAGUUCUUCAAAACUAGUCAAUAUUUUGAUGGCUACUCAAUGUGUUAUCUGCAAGUGUUUACUAUAUUUUGUAUUCUGCAUCCCUUACUGGUGAACUUAACAAUACAAUAGAAAUUAAUUCGGCUAACAUGACACUGUUAAAAUGUAUACAUAUGGACUACAGUGCACUUGGAUAUUUCAGCUGUGUCACCAGGUCUCCCCUAUGUGUGCUGUACUAAGUUGCUUCAGUCAUGUCUAAUUCUGUGCCCCUGUGGACUGUGGCCCUCCAGUCUCCUCUGUCCAUGGGAUUCUCCAGGCAAGAAUACUUGACUAUGUCGCCAUGCCCUCCUCCAGAGGAUCUUCCUGACCCAGGGAUCGAACCUGCGGCUCCUGCAUUGCAGGCAAGAUUCUUGACCUCUGAGACACCAGGGAAAUCCCAGGUCUGUCUUGCCCCCACUCAAUUCAUUCCUGUUUUUCUGUAGCUAAUAUAUAGCUGUGACUAUUCGUUCAUAUCGGAAAAAGAAUGUCCAAUAUAAGAGUUCUUUGGUCAAAGCUAUACAAAGUACAUCUGAUAGUAUCAGGUGUUUUGUAUGAAGUUUCUAUUUGUUAUCUCUAAUCCUAAGUUUUGUGUUCUGUAUAUAGUCUGUUUAUGUCACUUUUUGUAUACAGUAAGCAAGUCGGAUAAUUUGUCCUUAAAGAUAAUCCCACAUUGACUGAUAAUUGCUAUAGACAUAGCUUGAGGUUUAUGUCUUCUUUUUCUAAGACUCAUAAGAAAGAAUAAAUCUUAAAGCAUUAUCUAUUUCAGCUUGCUAUGUAAUUUAGGGGUGUAAAACUAUAUUUCCUUAUAUCUGUGUGUAAGUUUACUGUUAAAAUGUGAAUCCCUAAAUAUGUGUAUGGAAUUAUAUCAGCAGUUUAUUUCUGCAGACAGUGUAAAUUUGUUAUAUGUAGGUGUAUGUAUAUAUGUAUAUUUUGGACUAAUGGAAAAUGAAAGGGAACAAUCUUUCAUAGCUCCUUCACCAGUUAGCCGUAGAUUAUUGAUACAUUUAUCUCUAAGAACUCUUGACAAACUGAGGGAAGUUUUGUAGUGGAGAACCAAUGGUUACUGGCAGAUAGGUUAAAAAUUAUCGUAGGAGAUAUUUUGCGGUAGGUAACUUAUGUGGAAAAACCUAGGAACAGAACCAGCAUGUUGACGCUACAUUGUUAUAUGGUAAUUUGCGUAUAAAAUAAUAGGAUGUGAGAAGAAUGCUUAAAUGUUAAGAAAGAUGUGGAGUUUUGUUGUAGAAACAAAAGAAAUACCAAAACUUUAAAGUUGAUAUAAUUUAAACUCUUAGUUUUCCGGUUGAUGUUUUUUUCUUCUUUAAAUUUUACUCAAGACUUAUUAGAAGGAAGAGGGCACAAUAUAUUCACAUCUUCUCACCUUUUUGGGAAUGGAAGAAAAUAAAUCUUGAGCUUUCCUGUCUGUAUUAGUUAGGAAUUGUCCUUUGGAAAAAAGCGUAUGGGAAUUUUUCAAGGUUUUUUUUUUUUCAAGGAAGUUUGGUAAAAGAAAGGAAAACAUUACAAGAAAGAAUAUGGUCUUCUAUUCAUUGCCUGGAAAAUGAGGAACCAAAAUGGUCUAAGAAGACUGGAAAACUUUCUCGCUCUUUCUGUAUAGGGUCCUGGGACAUAAACAUGGAGGCUACAUUUAGGAGUAUGAAGGGUUUCCAAACUAGGAAGCUAACAGAAACUCUGAAGCACAAGAUGACCUCCUAAAAAUGUAGGUUUUAUUUUUGUUUUGAAUUCUUCACUUUGCUAUUCCUCUCUUUUACUUUAAACAAACAGGGGUGGGAGUGAUGUUGUCAAGUUCAGGGUCUAAGAGUCACUGAUCCAUUGGGUGGGUUGCCAGCUGUGACAAAGAAGAAUCUGUAGACUACAUAGGCCUUGGUCUGGGGUGGAGUUUGCUCUGAUCCCCCUGAAAGCUUUUAAAACCUGAAACUAGUCAGCUUUGACUACAGCAUAAAAACACACUGAUAUUUGUUUUUUAAGCCACAAUGUUAAAGUAUAACUUUUAGAUUAUUGUAACCCAUAAAAUAACCCAUAAAAGAUAAGCAUACAUGUAUUAGGCUUCUAAGUCUAUUACUGAAAAUUAUGCAAAUAAUGGAACAAAACGACUGUUCUAAAUAGUUUUUUUUAGUUAUAACUGUGAAUUUGCCAUGUGGCUAUUACCAUGUGGGUAUUGGUAUGGUGUAAAUUAUAUUAAUGUAAUUAAACUUAAAUCAAUCAUA
This is a messenger RNA of Bubalus bubalis (water buffalo), 4530 nucleotides long. RefSeq names its product protein phosphatase, Mg2+/Mn2+ dependent 1K (gene PPM1K). Gene Ontology annotation, molecular function: protein serine/threonine phosphatase activity; cation binding. Gene Ontology annotation, biological process: protein dephosphorylation. The transcript is spliced from 7 exons. NCBI's taxonomy places the organism in Eukaryota, Metazoa, Chordata, Mammalia, Artiodactyla, Bovidae. The record is from RefSeq and is a predicted model, not a curated record. Bases 790 to 1908 code for a protein of 372 amino acids.